Aspergillus niger is the source of this 1257-nucleotide messenger RNA. RefSeq lists its product as uncharacterized. Bases 1 to 1257 code for a protein of 418 amino acids. The transcript has a single exon. Gene Ontology annotation, biological process: regulation of DNA-templated transcription. Gene Ontology annotation, cellular component: Rpd3L-Expanded complex; Rpd3L complex; nucleus. NCBI's taxonomy places the organism in Eukaryota, Fungi, Ascomycota, Eurotiomycetes, Eurotiales, Aspergillaceae. The record is from RefSeq and is a predicted model, not a curated record.
AUGUCGCAGGCCCAGGACGAUCCCGCGGCGGUUCUGGAACUGUUCGUUCACGAUGUGGCGAACCUUCCAGCUGAAAUCAACCAUCUGAUGGAAGAAAUUCAGGCCAAGGACAAGAUCAUCCAAGAAUGCCGCACGACCAUCAACUCCCGCGACACCAGUCUCCAGAAAUUCAUCCGAUUAAACGGCAGCUUAACGCCCAACCCGAAGGAAGAACAAUACGGCAAGGCCAUAAUACAGAACCUCGACAAGUCUCAGCAGCUACAGGAUGAAAAGAUCCAACUGAGCGAGAAAGCGUGUGUGUUGCUGGACCGACAUAUUAGGAAACUGGAUAUCGCAAUCCACAAGCUGCAAAGUAACGGCAUGCUCUCGAACGACCCUCCCAUCCCCUCCCUUUUCAACAACAAAGACCAAUAUCGCGACCCUCCCAAGAUCUUCUUCCCCGAUUCCACCGUCGAAAAUUCCUCCUUCCCGUCUCCUCUCAAUAGCGCCUCCGCAAACGCCAAUGUCAUAUUAGGCGCCACUCAGAAGCUGAAUUCCCUGGGCCGAAACGCCGCCGCACUCGCCCUGAACUCCCCGACUGCUGUGCGAAGCUCCGCGCCAGCAACCCCCUCAGGAACAAUCCACUUCCAACGACAACAGCGAGAAUCAUCCGCCGGCGCAGUGGAGAACAAACGCCGGCGUCUCAACGCUUCACUGGGAACACUUCCUGCGGCCUCGUCCAACCUCCGACAAUCGUCUCUCGGUCCUGGUACACCCAAAGCCGGAACCCCCGCAUCAAGUCGAGCCGGCAGCGCAGGUCCGCGUUCAACAGCCUCAACCAAAAAGGCCUUAACCAAGAAAGUGGCCCCGCACCAACAAGUCAAGAAGAUCAAAGCCUCCGGGCUCAACGGAAAGCACACGAAGCGGUCCUCCAGCGCAAGCGGUCGUCUCAAAGUCAGCGGGACAAAACAAUCACCAUCCGCUGCUGGAGGAGACGAAGACGAGGACGACUCCAUGCUCAGCAGCGCUGAUAUCUCGGAUUCCGAGAACGCCGACGAGGGUAGAAGAGACGAAGACAUGGAGGACGAGGAAGAAGACGAAGGCAAUGAAGAUACCAAGGUUUAUUGUACGUGUCGCAGUGUUAGCCAUGGAGACAUGGUUGCGUGCGAUAACGACAAUUGCGAAUUUGAAUGGUUCCAUUGGAAGUGUGUUGGCUUGACGAGAGAACCCGUUGGAAAAUGGUUCUGUCCACAGUGUUCGGCGAAAUUGCAGGCUUAG